AUGCCGUCCCAGGACUUCAACCUUGACAAUUGCAAGGUUUCUCUUUACGCAUAUGUUUAUGAUAAACAUAUCGACUUCAAGAAUUUGGAUGGGUCCACAGAAUUUUCUCUUGACAAAUAUACAUUAUAUGACGGUCGUAUUGUAGUUGAAUUCAAGGAUUACCGGGAGCAGAAAAAAUGCGAUGGAAAAAGGGCAAUUUUAAGAAAAAAUCAUGUUUCGGUUUGGGACGACAUCUUGCGACUUAAUCAGGCCACGGGAUCGAAUUGGACGUAUGAACAGGCUAUUCAAAUGGAGGCGAAAUUGCUUCUCAAGUUGCACCCAACGCUUGAUUUGGAACCCGAUUCAACUUUGCAAGGGAUGAAACUAUUUGAUCCAGCAGUUAAGAAAUAUGAACGGCCGGUCCAUCGCAAGUUGAAAAGGAAAAAGCGAAAGCUUAAUUCUUAUGAACUGAAACAGGCGGAGGCUAAGAGGAUCAAACAAGAAAAGAUGAUGUGGAUGAUGGACGAGCGCCAUGGUCGGGAUUUUAAGCCGGAUUUCAACCAAAUGAGAUAUUUCAGAAGUCACAAAGAUACCUUGAAUAAAGGGAAGAAGAGGGCAGACUUGGAACCGCUUGCUGAAUUGGGGCGAGGAAUAACAACGAUUCCAAAGAGAUCAUUUGGCACCGUUUUCAGGACGUUGACCUUUGAAAGACUGAAUACUUCAAUCGAGACAGACAACAACAAAGCCGUUGAAAAGAAAUUCACGUUGUACACCUUUGUUUACAUAUAUCGUGAUUCAAAUGAUAAACAUAUGGUCGUUGCUCAUACUGUUGAUGAGCGAGACUUGAAGGCGACCAACGAAUACCCUAGUUUUCUACGCAGUGGGGAUAGCAAGAUCUACCAUGCAAGAUUGAAUGACAAUAAAGCAACCCUUAAAUGCGAACUCGAGAAUACCAAGGACUACAAAACAUUCAUUAAAUCAUUUGUUGUUCUUUAUGGAAUGAGCAACAAGUUAAAGUUCGAUUCCGACAGAAGUGACAAAAUUCUCAUCGACACAAUCACGCAGUUAACGAGCGAUUAUUCAAGUAUGCUUCCCGAGAAGCAAAAUACGUUAGAGCCAUUGCAAAUUGUAGAAUAUCUUCCUAUAGAAACGAAAUCAUCGACAUUGGAUUUUAAAAUAAAUGAUCUUAAAAUCGAAUCAAUCAAUGAUCUGGUUGUGGCAGCCACAAGGAGUUCUCAAAAUAAAGUGGGAACUCCUCGGUUGCCUCAACAAGAUCAAGUUGCAAUGCCCCCACCGUCACGACCCCCUCGCCGCCCGGGACAGAUACCAUCAUCACCAAAGUCUCAAGUUAUAAUUCAAAAUAUUGGAUCGCAAACCCAAGUUCAAAUGCCACAAACGGUAUUGCAACAUCAAAAUCGUCUCAUUCCGAAUCAACAAAGAGGAGUGUUGCCAUAUAUGAAUCAAUCUCAAAUUUCAAAUCACCUAAUACCUCAGCAAAUACCUCAGCAAAUGGCACAAUUCUCUCCUGGCCGGCCAUCAGUUCCUGUAACAACGCAAGUGCAAAUGGUGCCGAGACCACCUGUUCAACAGGUGACACCCGUUAAACGUCCGAGACGCAAAAAUUCCAAACCAACAAGUGCGUCAGAUCAACCAGAGACCUCCUCACAAGGUGGACAACUUGCUUCUCAUCCUCAGAUGAUGCAAAUUUCGAACGAGCAAAAUCAAUCAACAAAUCAGUCAUCAAUUACAAGUCCCGCGCAAACGCAGAUUCAGAUUGGAAUGCAACCCGUCCAACAUUCCGCCCCCGGGACACCCAUUUUAGUCUCUGGGCAAAAUCAACAGUCAGAUAUAACCCCGACCAAUCAACUUCAAGGGACGCCAAUAUCAAUUCCAAAUCCGACUACGCCUAUCCAAAUUCCAAACACGCGAUCCAAUCCGGGAACACCAACUCAAGUUCCGACAUAUGUUCAAGUUCGACCUGAGCCGAAUUCGGUUUCAGGAGCAUCGACUCAAGUUUCGGGUCAAAUUCAGGGCCAACCUUCCAUCAUUUCAACACCUAUGUCCAUACAGCUAUCUCAGCAACCCAAAAACAAUAUGCUCUCUACACAUCAGGAAAAUCCGACGCAAAAUAAUAGUCAACCGGCUCAAAUAAAUUCCGAUCCGCACAAUCAAUUAAUGACCAAUCAAGCAGGACAGAUCAUUAUGUCGAACAUGCAAAAUAUGCAAGCACAGCCUAUGUAUGAUCCACGAUUUCUUAGGGCAAAUUUUAUUGCACAGCAACAACAGCAACAAUUUGUGAAUAACGGUCAAGGUUUCGUGGUCCAGCAAUCACCGUUUCAAAUGAAUCCACAAAUGCAAUUAGAGAUUCAGAAUCAACCACAAAUGUCCAUACCUAUACAAUUAUUACAACGAAUGCAAGGUCGCCAGGUCGUUGUUCCGAGACCAAACUUGAUGGUUCAGCAGCGAGUAGUCAAUAACCCUCAACAAAUCAUUAAUGGCCAGUGGAUUUACCAGGGUCACCCCGGACAGCAACCGCAGUAA
This is a messenger RNA of Acaulospora colombiana, 2520 nucleotides long. NCBI's taxonomy places the organism in Eukaryota, Fungi, Glomeromycota, Glomeromycetes, Diversisporales, Acaulosporaceae. The record is from the annotation of a GenBank genome assembly.